AUGAAUUUAUGGAAGAUGAGAAUUUGAAUAAGUUUAAAGAAAUGUGGGGGAUGGAGGAUUUAAGGAGUGAAAAGGAGAGGUUGAAGAAGAACAUGAACAAUUGGGAUGAACAGGUGCGGAAGUUGCAGAAUAAAUUAGCUGACUUUGGUGAGAAAGUGGAAUUCUUGGAAGAGAAAUUGAAGAGAAAAUGUACUGAAGUGAAUUUGUUGGAAGUGAAAUUGGGUUUAGAAAAGUCUAAACGUAUUAAAGUAAUAGAAGCAUUUGCAAAAACUUCUUCGAUUGAUAGUCUUACAUCUUUGUGGUGCACUUAUGAUCCACAACAUUUAUCAAUGUCUGAUUGGUUUCAACCAUCACAAAAUUCCUUUAAUUCAAUAGAAGACCAAAUAGCAAAGAUGAAAAAGACUAUCAGACUUUUUUUU
Molecule: messenger RNA, 419 nt
Organism: Entrophospora candida
Lineage: Eukaryota; Fungi; Glomeromycota; Glomeromycetes; Entrophosporales; Entrophosporaceae
Source: the annotation of a GenBank genome assembly